CAUCGAUACAAGUCUAUCGAUAUACAAUCGUCAGGGCAAGUCUCGAUGCUCGAGUUGAUAAAUACCAACUACCUACUUUUCAUCGACACAUUUCACAACGAACGAUCAUCCGGAGUUUCUAUUACCGAUAUUGCCAUUCGUGUGAUCGAACUCGUCGAGUGUUCGCCAUUUGCCCAAACGUCAACGUCGGCUUCAACUUUCGGGGUCUCGUUCGCGCAGAAUUUUCGUCCUUGCCGAUUCAAGUUUAGAAAGAAAGCAGUUUUUAAUAACGGAGCGAUACAGGAUAAAAAAACGGAAGCACUUUCUGAAAAAGAUCUGCUUCGGAAGCGUUCGUUCCAAAGUAUGUAGAAGAAAUUUAGGGGAAAGUGGGUUCAGAUUUCUGGAAGAUGUUCGCGGAUACGGAAGAUGCGUCUGACGUCGACAGAGAUUUUUACAACGCUCUGGCUCUGCUACAUUCAACGGACGACGACAGCGCGGACAGACUUCGUAAAAUGUUGGAUGCGACCAUCGAGAGGAAGUGCGGUUUUGACAAAACUUUAAUGGCAAGCAUGCCGAAGAAAUUUCUACAAAAUACCAAAAUUCGUGGGAAAACGUUCUCGAGCGGCAAGUUUGACAACCUCCACUGUGUCGUCUCGCGGACAACCGGAAGUGCCUCGAACAAGUCCGCGAAUCUGACAUUUCUCGUGGAUAGCGCCAUGGAGAAAAAUUGGAAUACUGUACAAAUAUUGGAGGCAGAGGUUGAAGAUUACACCGAAAAUGGGGACAUUCCGCGGAUUUCCAUCCCAGACGAGGGAUCGGGAGAUGGACUCGUGUGCAAGGUCUGCAACGGAGCAAAAUUGGGGCCACUGAUUCUGCUGGAGUGUCAAGACUGUCAGGAAGUCUACCACCCCCUUUGUCAUCAGCCUCCCGUCGUUGACAUCGACGUCUACGAUCCUAGAAUCGUCUGGCGAUGCAGCAACUGCAUGGACACCGCUUCGAUAGACGCUGCUGUCGCUUUCGAUGAAAGGAAACCGAAAGAGUUUCAUCAGCACAACGACGAGAGCAACAGGAAAGAAGCUUUUACGAAAAUGGACAAAUUGGAAGAAGCGGACGCGCAUUCUUCGAAGAACGAAACUUGUAUCGUCGAUCAAGAUUUAUUGGAUGUUUUUCAAACGACUGCUUGCACCGAAGAAGCUACAGUAUACGCGAAGGAUUCUUCUCAGGGAAACCAGAAAACUAUGAGAACCGCAUCGUCGAACCAGUUGAAGAAACGAAUCGGAUCGAAACUUUCGGUGACCCGCGCUGUAAGCAAACAAUAACAAUGUUCUCAACUGAAAGCAUACGAACUACUUCCUGCAUUUUCUGACUAAUUGAUUUAAUGUUUCAAAUACUUUUGUAGACUGAUAUAGUUCAUUGCACAAAUCGAUCAACUCUGUGAAACAAAAAGUUGAGAAAUGCGAUGAAAUGGGCUCGGAAAUAAAUUAUUUAUUAUUCAAUGCUUAACAAAAUUUUGUCGUUAAAUGGUGUUAAUCUUUAUUAUUCAGGAAAGUUAAUCGAUUUGUGCAAUGCAUGGCUCAAUUAAAGCUAGACACUAGCAAGGAAAACUGGGCGAUGGCACAGAUCUGAAAUCGUAAAAACCAGGCUAAAAUUCAAAAAAUGAAAGUUCCUGUAUCGAAAUGAAUACAACGCCAUAUUGUUUAGUGACAAGAAGUGCA
Molecule: messenger RNA, 1694 nt
Organism: Hylaeus anthracinus
Lineage: Eukaryota; Metazoa; Arthropoda; Insecta; Hymenoptera; Colletidae
Product: integrator complex subunit 12-like
Exons: 4
Coding region: 387-1298 (303 amino acids)
Source: RefSeq, a predicted model, not a curated record